Molecule: messenger RNA, 1263 nt
Organism: Anopheles aquasalis
Lineage: Eukaryota; Metazoa; Arthropoda; Insecta; Diptera; Culicidae
Product: beta-1,3-glucan-binding protein-like
Biological process (GO): carbohydrate metabolic process
Molecular function (GO): hydrolase activity, hydrolyzing O-glycosyl compounds
Source: RefSeq, a predicted model, not a curated record
CCUAGCUGGAGUGGGUGGUAAAGCGGCAAGAUGGGCUUUUUCGAUCGAAAGACGAUACCUUUGCUAGUGAUAAUAGUGGGUUUAUCGGCUGCGCUGAUAGCCGUGUGUAUCGACGCGUACGCAGGUGAUUCGAAUGAUGACGAGCGUCCGAAGGUGCCGGAUGAUGUGAAGCUGGACUGUGAACGACCCUCGGUAACGACGGCCAGUGGUAAUCUGGUCAAAAGUACCGUAUUCUGUCCCGGUGAUUUGAUAUUCGAGGAUAACUUUGAUCAUCUGGAUCUGCAAAAGUGGGAACACGAGCACACGCUUGGCGGUGGCGGUAACUGGGAGUUCCAGUACUAUCUCAACAACCGAAGGAAUUCGUUCGUCAAGGAUGGUAUCUUCUUCAUUCGCCCAACGCUGAUGGCGGACGACUUUGGCGAGGCCUUCCUCUCGUCCGGACUGCUCAACAUUCACGGCGGUACACCAUACGAUUACUGUACCAAUCCGUCGAACUAUGGCUGCGAACGGCAAGGUAAUCCGACGAACUACAUCAACCCGAUCAAGAGUGCCCGCGUGCGCACGAUCCAGUCGUUCAAUUUCAAGUACGGUAAGCUCGAGAUCCGCGCCAAGAUACCGACCGGCGAGUGGCUGUGGCCCGCCCUGUGGCUGAUGCCCAAGAUGAACCAGUACGGUACGUGGCCGGCCUCGGGUGAGAUCGAUCUGAUGGAGAGCCGCGGUAACCUUGACUACACGGCAGGCGGCCAGCAAAUAGGCGUGGAGCACGUAGGAACGACGAUGCACUUUGGCCCGUAUCCCAGUCUGAAUGGUUACGAGGAGGCCAACGAGGGCAAAGUGGCACCGAAGGGACAGGGCUUCAACAAGGACUUCCAUUUGUACCAGCUCGAGUGGACACCGGACUUUAUAAAGUUCAGUGUCGACAAUGAACAGGUGAUGCUGCGUGAAGGCAACUUUUGGGAGCUUGGCCGAUUCGACGAGAGGGCACCCGGUGCCUUCAAUCCCUGGACAUCCGGUGGCAAGAUGGCUCCCUUCGAUCAGGAGUUUUACAUCCUCAUGAACGUGGCUGUCGGUGGUACGAACGGUUUCUUCCCCGACAAUGGCGUCAACGCUAACGGAAACAAACCGUGGCAAAACGAAUCACCAACAGCACCGCGUGACUUCUGGAACGCCCGCAACGACUGGCUGCCGUCCUGGAAACUGAACGAGAACAAUUCCAGCGAAGCCUCGCUGCAGGUGGAUUAUGUUCGGGUCUGGGCUUUGUAG